This is a messenger RNA of Triticum aestivum (bread wheat), 2325 nucleotides long. Its product is annotated as glucan endo-1,3-beta-glucosidase 5. The transcript has 3 exons. Bases 606 to 2063 code for a protein of 485 amino acids. Gene Ontology annotation, biological process: carbohydrate metabolic process. Gene Ontology annotation, molecular function: hydrolase activity, hydrolyzing O-glycosyl compounds. NCBI's taxonomy places the organism in Eukaryota, Viridiplantae, Streptophyta, Magnoliopsida, Poales, Poaceae. The record is from RefSeq and is a predicted model, not a curated record.
CAGUGCCACGAUCCUCAAAACUGAAAGCCACGGCCUCUCCUCUGCUCUAGACCUGGCCCCCUGGUUUUACAGCCCUCUCCCAUCAUCAUUUGGAAUCGGAAUCCUGUUUGUGUGUCUGUCGAUUGCUUGUUCCCGUGAUCUUCCUCCGUCCUAGCCUAGGCCCCCUCAUCGCAGGUCAAUAACACCCGGUCAUCCUCCAAGUAUCUUGUCACCUGGCUCAUCCUUUCCAGGUUCUUGCUUGCCGCACAGCCCCCUAUUAAUGCUUCCUCCUGUCAAUCUCAUGCUCAAAUCCGCCUUUCUCCCCCCGUCUGGUUGCCGCUUGCUUGUUUUCGAAGCUGUUCCGAUUGGCUAUGUUGAUGCAAGAGUUUUCAUCUUGAUUGACUUGAGGUGUUCUUGAUUGGGCAGCCUUGCUCUGUUCGUCGCUUGGCUUUUCUUUUCGCAGGGUUGGCGCUAGUUCUUGAUUGGUGGGAAAGAAACGCUCGUAUUAAUUCCCGGCCAGUUUUUGAUCGGUUCUUGUUCCAAAGGUCGGCAAGGAAUCCCAAGCUCCUGCCAUCGACCGGCUCCCUAUCCGACCAAGCUAGCGAGCGGGCGUGCGACCGGAAUAAAUGGGGGUCGCCGGCGGCAGCGGCUGCGUGGCCAAGGCGGCGGCGGUGGCGGUGGUGGUGCUGUGCAUGGCUCGGUGGUCGGCCGGUGGCAUGGGCGUGAACUGGGGCACGCAGCUGAGCCACCCGCUGCCGGCGAGCACGGUGGUGCGGCUGCUCAAGGACAACGGCUUCGACCGGGUGAAGCUGUUCGACGCCGAGGACGGCAUCCUGGGCGCGCUCAAGGGGUCGGGGAUCCAGGUGAUGGUCGGCAUCCCCAACGACAUGCUCUCCGACCUCGCCGGCAGCACCAAGGCCGCCGAGCGCUGGGUCACGGCCAACGUCUCCAAGCACGUCAACGACGGCGUCGACAUAAGGUUGGUGGCCGUCGGGAACGAGCCGUUCCUGCAGACGUUCAACGGCACGUACCUGAACACGACGUUCCCGGCGAUGCAGAACAUCCAGGCGGCGCUGAUGGCGGCCGGGCUGGGCGGCCAGGUGAAGGUGACGGUGGCGCUGAACGCCGACGUCUACCAGUCGGCGACGGGGAAGCCGUCGGACGGCGACUUCCGUGCGGACAUCCACGGGCUCAUGCUCGACAUCGUGCAGUUCCUGGCGUCCAGCGGCGCGCCGUUCGUGGCCAACGUGUACCCGUUCAUCAGCCUGUACGCGGACCCCAACUUCCCGCUGGACUACGCCUUCUUCCAGGGCUCCACCUCGCCGGUGGUGGACGGCGGCGUGAUGUACCAGAACACCUUCGACGCCAACCACGACACGCUGGUGGCGGCGCUGCGCAGGAACGGGUUCCCCAACGUGACCGUCGUGGUCGGCGAGGUCGGCUGGCCCACGGACGGCGACGCCAACGCCAACCCGGCGUACGCGCAGCGGUUCAACCAGGGCCUCCUGGACCACGUCGCCUCCGGGAAGGGCACGCCGCUGACGCCGGGCGCCCCCGUCGACGCCUACCUCUUCAGCCUGGUCGACGAGGACAGGAAGAGCAUCCAGCCGGGCAACUUCGAGCGCCACUGGGGCAUCUUCUUCUACGACGGGAAGCCCAAGUACCAGCUCAGCCUCCGCGGCAACGGCGGCGGCAUGCUCGUGCCGGCGAGGGGCGUCGAGUACCUCCAGAGGCGGUGGUGCGUGCUCAAGCCCGGCGCCGACCUCGGCGACCAGAAGGUCGGCGACAGCGUCAGCUACGCCUGCGGCAGCGCCGACUGCACCAGCCUCGGGUACAAGACGUCGUGCGGCGGCCUCGACGCCAAGGGCAACGUGUCGUACGCGUUCAACAGCUACUACCAGACCGAGGACCAGGACGACCGGGCCUGCGACUUCCGCGGACUCGCCACCACCACCACCGUCGACCCCUCUACCGGGACGUGCCGGUUCAUCGUCGGGAUCGCCCCGACCAGCGCGGCGACGAGGAACGUCGCCGCCAGGGCAGCGGCCGUCCUCUUCGCGGUGUUGCUCGCGGGCGUGUUCUGAGUUCAGGAUCGUGGUCGAUGCUUUAUUAGUUUAGCUGUCAAUCUUUCAGCUUUUCCUUUUUCUUGGCAGAAAUAGUUGUUCAUCUUGAUUGUCAUUCGUGAGUAGGGUGUGAGCCGUAUCCGGUGGAGUUAUUGCAUCUUUCUUUCUUUUUUGCCACCUUGGACAUGCUAAGAAAAUGCAAUGAGAAAUACAUGGUUUAGUAGCACUGCACCGUAAUUUGUCCUCGUAUAAGGUACGCAUUCCGCUAGUCCCCAAAUAAUGA